AUGCCACGAAGAUCCAUCCGCCUAUUAGGUUAUACCACCGCUGCAACCGGCAUAGCCAGCUACAGCAUCCACCGUGGACUUUGCUACUUAGAAAAGAAAUACCCAGAGCUUCCUCCCGCAGCCGGUAGCAAGACCCUUCGCAAACCGCAGAACCCAAGUACCCAGCACUGCGCAUAUACCAACAUCUAUGCCGCACAAAUACCGCUACAAAACCUCGAAGCACGCGUCCCAAGCUCAAAGGCACCAACGAAAACAGAGCUCGAGUAUGCAUGGGCUAGAUCUGUACUCGGCAGCAAGAUCUUACGAGCCGAGGGCUUGAUCAUCGGAUUAUUCACUAGCUUCCGUUUCACACCUGGGGACACAGGCAACUCAGCGGAAGGACUUUUGCCGGACAAAACGACAGGCGCGCCGCGUCUUCUGCUGAACGGCUUAUUCCAAGUGCAGCGCCUCCCAUCUGCUGACGCGGAUAGUAAUGGACUAUUGGUCUCUUUGAAAUUGCCGGACGGACCCCGUGAGUUCUUUGAGAAGAUUGCGCGGUGGGGGUAUCCUUGGCGCUUAAUGUCGUCUUUGCGACAUGAGAUGAGUGUCUCGGAGCCGUUUCAAAUGAAUGGACAAGGCAUGUUUGUUGAGGUUCGAUUUGCAAGUGCGCAUGAUUAUGAGGUUGUGAACGCAGAGGGCGAUAUGUGGAAACAGAAGACUAUUCCAGCUUGGACUUUGAGGUUGCAUCGUGGGUUUGCGAAACUUAUUUUGGAUUGCGUUGUUCGAGAGUUGCAGCGGGAUGCUAAGGAGUAA
Penicillium coprophilum is the source of this 792-nucleotide messenger RNA. RefSeq lists its product as uncharacterized. The coding region runs from base 1 to 792 and encodes 263 amino acids. The transcript has a single exon. The record is from RefSeq and is a predicted model, not a curated record. Lineage: Eukaryota; Fungi; Ascomycota; Eurotiomycetes; Eurotiales; Aspergillaceae.